UCAUCAGUCACACUGUCAUUGAACUGAAAUUGGGAUUUGGGAAUGAGGAAUUUUUGAAAAUAAGAAAAGUGACCACGUUUAUUCAAUAUCAAUAUUGCAAUAUGUUUUUGAAAUGCAUACUAGAUAGUCAAUCACUAUUCUUACAAUAUUAUUGUAAAAGAACCUUAAACAAUAAUGUAGCCAGUAUUACCAAAAUACAUAGGGAAAUAUAUACAAGAAUGUAUCCUACAAAAGUAGUUCUAGCUAAUGGUGCAUCUAUAAAUAUUAGAUACCAUGAACCCCGUAAAAUAAUAAAGCUACCCUUAGAUCUAUCUCUUUUAUCGGAAGCAGAGAAGAAGAUGCGACUGGAUAGAAGGAAACCUAAAAAGAAGGUUAAAAUCACUGAAACAAUAGAAGAUAACUUUAAUGCCAAAAAGUACUUGAAAUAUUUGAAGAAGAAGUGAUAUGCUACAUAGUUUUUGUUUGUAGAUUUAAAUAAUAUAGAAAGAAUAUUAAUUAUACUGGUUAUGUAGA
Colias croceus (clouded yellow) is the source of this 513-nucleotide messenger RNA. It is a transcript of the gene mRpL55, whose product is annotated as 39S ribosomal protein L55, mitochondrial. NCBI's taxonomy places the organism in Eukaryota, Metazoa, Arthropoda, Insecta, Lepidoptera, Pieridae. Gene Ontology annotation, biological process: translation. The transcript is spliced from 2 exons. The record is from RefSeq and is a predicted model, not a curated record. Gene Ontology annotation, cellular component: mitochondrial large ribosomal subunit. Bases 102 to 443 code for a protein of 113 amino acids. Gene Ontology annotation, molecular function: structural constituent of ribosome.